AUGGCACGUCUGUCUCUGUCCAUCGCUGUUGCGCUUCUUUCAUGGUGGGCAGCUGCAGCUCCGACGCCGCUUGAGAAGAGAGCCGUCAGCGCAGACCUGCUUGCCAAGUUCAAUCUUUUUGAGCAAUAUUCUGCUGCAUCCUACUGCGCUCAGAACAACAACUCGACGGGCACCGAAGUCUCGUGCGAAGCGGGGAACUGCCCUUUGGUGGACGCCGCGACUACCGACACCGUGAUCGAAUUCGAAGACUCAGUUGUCACCGACACCACCGGGUUCGUAGCAACCGACUCUACAAACUCCCAGAUCGUUGUAUCAUUCCGCGGCUCGAGGUCGAUCCAGAACUGGAUUGCAAACUUUGAUUUCGCAACGACCGCAACCACUAUUUGCGACGGAUGCCCGGCGCACUCAGGCUUCUGGAACUCUUGGAGCGAAGCUCGCUCUUACGUCGUUGACGCAAUAGAAACAGCCAAGGCUGCAAAUCCCAGUUACCAGAUCGUUGCCACUGGUCACAGCCUGGGAGGCGCGGUGGCUACUUUAGCCGCAGCGGAUCUUCGAAACAGCGGUUACGAUGUGGCCUUGUACACUUACGGCGCACCCCGUAUCGGUCCGGCUGCCUUGUCUGAUUAUAUCACCGCCCAAGGCAACAACUACCGCGUUACUCAUCUCAAUGAUCCCGUUCCCCGCCUGCCCACUCUCAACAUGGGCUACGUGCACAUCUCUCCUGAGUACUACAUCAGCAGUGCUAAUGAUGUUGCGGUGACUGCCAACGACAUCAACACUUACGUGGGCAACUCCAACCUAUCCGGCAACGCCCAGUGGGGCCUAGCAGUCGACGUUGCCGCCCACCUCUGGUACUUUGGCGACGUUUCCGCAUGCGAAUGA
This is a messenger RNA of Diplodia corticola, 882 nucleotides long. Its product is annotated as lipase class 3. Gene Ontology annotation, biological process: lipid catabolic process. The record is from RefSeq and is a predicted model, not a curated record. Bases 1 to 882 code for a protein of 293 amino acids. Lineage: Eukaryota; Fungi; Ascomycota; Dothideomycetes; Botryosphaeriales; Botryosphaeriaceae. The transcript is spliced from 7 exons.